Messenger RNA from Pungitius pungitius (ninespine stickleback), 3583 nucleotides. RefSeq names its product interferon regulatory factor 4a (gene irf4a). The transcript has 9 exons. Gene Ontology annotation, cellular component: nucleus. Bases 160 to 1557 code for a protein of 465 amino acids. Gene Ontology annotation, molecular function: RNA polymerase II cis-regulatory region sequence-specific DNA binding; protein binding; DNA-binding transcription factor activity, RNA polymerase II-specific. The record is from RefSeq and is a predicted model, not a curated record. NCBI's taxonomy places the organism in Eukaryota, Metazoa, Chordata, Actinopteri, Perciformes, Gasterosteidae. Gene Ontology annotation, biological process: regulation of transcription by RNA polymerase II; immune system process.
CAAAGUGCCGCGAUGAGUUUCACAGAAUUGAGUUAGACAGAAUUGAGCGCAUCUCCUCUUGAAGUUCUCAGAGCACGAGAAGCUCCUCCCUGCAACAAAUCAAGAUGUGAUAAAGGAAACUGAAGAGCUUCAAAAGGGAUUGCAGCGGGGAGAGCUCGCAUGAUCAACGAGAUGAACCUUGAUGAGGACACUGGCCUGUCAGUCAGCUCCGGCAAUGGGAAAUUGAGACAGUGGCUGAUUGAUCAGAUCGACAGCGGGUUGUAUCCCGGCCUGGUCUGGGAGAAUCACGAAAAGAGCAUCUUUAGGAUUCCGUGGAAACAUGCAGGGAAACAGGACUAUAACAGAGACGAGGAUGCAGCGCUCUUCAAGGCGUGGGCAAUGUUUAAGGGAAAACAUAAGGAGGGAAUCGAUAAACCAGAUCCCCCCACAUGGAAAACCAGACUACGCUGUGCUCUUAAUAAGAGCAACGACUUUGAUGAGUUAGUGGAUAGGAGCCAGCUAGACAUCUCGGACCCCUAUAAAGUCUACAGAAUCAUCCCAGAAGAAGCCAAAAGAGGAAUGAAGAUAAACCUGGAAGAGACACCAUCCCAUAUAAAUCCACUUGGCUACAUUCCACCGUACCCGUCUUCCCAUGACCAGGCCUCCGGCUAUAUGGCGUCUCAGGAGAGACGGGACUGGAGGGAUUACUCCCCCUCAGAACAGCAACCUCUUGCUCCUCCACAUCAGCACGGGUCACAUGCGGAGCUGCAGUACGGUCAGUUCCACUACCCAUCAUCGUUCAGCCGGCCUUGGCCCGGGUCACAGUCCGAAAACGGUUUUCAUCUUUCCUUCCACACCUACUUUUCAGAGUCCCAACCACCUGUGUAUUCAAUUAACCAAAACAAUGGCAUAACAGAUUCCAGCCUCCACGUGUCCCUGUACUACAGAGAGUCUUUGGUGAAGGAGGUCACCACCACCAGCCCAGAAGGUUGUCGGAUCGCCUCUCAUUCCUCCUCUCCUCCGUCCUCUUCUUCCUCCUCUUCCCCGUGCCCAGAGGACAAGUUUCACAGCGGGGCAGAAAUGAUCCUUUUUCCCUUCCCCUACCCGGAGUCUCAGCGGCAGGGUGCUGACAUGCUUCCCAGCGUGCUGGAGAGGGGGGUGCUUCUGUGGAUGGCUCCCGACGGGUUAUACGCUAAGCGCCUCUGCCAGGGACGGGUUUACUGGGAAGGACCCCUGGCUCCUUUUAUGGACAAACCCAACAAGCUGGAGAAAGAGCAACCGUGCAAACUGUUCGACACCCAGCAAUUCCUGAUUGAGCUUCAGGAGUUUGCCCACAAUGGCCGACAUUUACCGAGACACCAGGUGGUGCUGUGUUUUGGAGACGAGUACCCCGACCCUCAGCGCCCAAGGAAGAUGAUCACAGCACAGGUAGAGCCAGUGUUUGCCAGAAAACUGGUGUACUAUUACCAGCAGAACAAUGGCCACUACCUGCGGGCUUUUGAUCACCUCCUGGAACAGAAUCCACCCACAACAACCGACUAUCAGUCUCAGAGACCGUUACAGCAUAUUCAGGAGUGACAAGCGCGAGCGCACACACACACACGCACGCACACACACGCACACACACAUAAUAUGCUUGAAUGUGAAUAUCAUCCAGUGAGCGUUUCUUGUGACUGAAGGAGAGAAGCCGACAUGGAAGUCAGGGUGUAAAGAUGGGGAAGACCCUGUUGUUUUCACAUGCACACACCUAUGCAUCGUAGUCGCUGUGUCUGUGACUGUAGAGUUUUUCUACAAGUACUACUGUGACGGUGUGAAGGAUGCGGUUUGAGGGUGAGGGUACGAGGGGAGCAGAGGGCGAGUGAAACAGGAAGUACUCGCACAGGUGCACAGGAAGAAUGGUCCCUAAGACAAACACUGAUGUGUUAAAGGGACACAACUGAGUAUGAUUAUUUAUUGCAUUUUCACGGUGGACAGUGUGCUGGGUGCACAAAUAUUUAAAGCUCAGUUGGCACAGCUGCUUCUGUGAUUCACCAUUUUUUUUAUUUAAUACAGAUCUUGCUGAGCGAAAUAGAAAGUAAUUACUGCGUGAGCAGGUGUCAACCAUGUUGCAGUCCAUUGUGAGACCUAGAGAGUAGAGGACGUUUGGCUGUAUGUUGCAGGAGGACCUUAUGAAAAUCUACUGAUCAAUCUGGUCGUCUUAAAAAAAAAAAAAGUGAUUCCUUUAGAUCAAACUGACAAAAACAACUACAAGGGGUCACAAGAUAAUGUAGGUUUAUUAUAACUGAUACAUAUAUUCCUUUCCUCUAUUCCCUGUUCAUUUCUUGCUUUGUCUUUGCUUAGUUUUGCUUCUUCAGCUGAUAUGAAAAACAUCAAUUGAGCCCAUUGCAACUUCAGUAGAAGAAGUAGAAGAAACGUUUUUAAGUAGACUAUGUAUUACAUGGUGACAAGCAGAGGCAUUGGCCUUACAGCUCAUGAGAGACAAACUUUGGAUUGAAGACGUAGACCGAUAGGUUGGCUGGAAAAAUCACACGCAUCCCGUAACUUGCAAAGAAACUGUACUGAAAAACUGAAAAACUUUGGGUCUCACAAAUGGGAAGAAAAACUACCUUUGUGGUCGGCGUGCGGGUUGAGCCGCGGCGGAGCGCCCUGGUUCCCGUGCUGAUGCUGUAACGGUUCACACAGUAGAUGUAACGUCCAGAGAAAACCAAAACCAUGACAACCUACCUGAGGACUGUCUAUAUAUAUUUAUAUAUAUAUGCAAGUUCAAUAGUGAGGAUAAUGCAACUCCCCCAGCGGCUGAUUGCUGCAGCAGAAAGGAUAAACAUUUAGUGAUGUUUUUCCUCUGUGGUCCAGUUUCGAUCUUUGCUUUUACUUCCUUCUCACUUAAACCACAUCACUUUCACAAUAGCUUCAAAAGUCCGACCAAAAUCACAGGCAGGAAUGGGUUUUUGUGUGUGUGUGUGUGUGUGUGUAUGUGUUUGAACCAUAAAUAAGAUUCUUCUAACAUCUUAGUCUGAUUUGGUGCUUGGGCAAAUAUUUGUUUCUCCAUGAUUUACAGUCAGACCCAUUCAAAAUAAAAGCUUAAUAGUUCAAAUAUAACUAACUCCAUUUGCGGCAUGCUGUUGUGGUAAACGCUGUCUGUGCAUGUGUUUAGCAAAGGGCCAUCUGCAUGUGUGCGUGUCCAUGUGUGUUGGUGGGUACAUAUACGCGCCACCAGUUGCACCACUACUGUUAUUAGGAAUUGACAUUUAUGGACUCAGGAUAAAACAUGUGACUUCCCCUUUUACAACAUCAGUGACUCAAACCCAGACACACACACACACACACACACACACUUUCUGAUUUGUGAAUGUAUUUGCAUUAUAAACAUACGUGUGAUGUGUUAUAAUCUGCCAAAUAUCUAUAAUACUUUAUAAAAAUAAGUGCAACAUUUCAAAAAUCAUUUUAAAAAGACUUACAAACUCAAGUAUUACCGUUCUUCAUAUUACCUGGUCACUGGUUCAGUUAUGAGUAUGUAUGUAUGAUUAUUAUGUAUUAUAUGCAUGAAUGACAGUCUUGCUGAAAGGAUGAACUGAUGAUUUAUUUUUAAAUAAAAUCUUUUAUU